Messenger RNA from Drosophila bipectinata, 5396 nucleotides. It is a transcript of the gene pcm, whose product is annotated as 5'-3' exoribonuclease pacman. Lineage: Eukaryota; Metazoa; Arthropoda; Insecta; Diptera; Drosophilidae. Gene Ontology annotation, biological process: nuclear-transcribed mRNA catabolic process. The record is from RefSeq and is a predicted model, not a curated record. Gene Ontology annotation, molecular function: nucleic acid binding; 5'-3' exonuclease activity.
ACCUUAUAAAAAACUGGAGAAUUAUUUUUUGGAAAAUCACUAGCCCUGGUCGAUAUGUUAAUGUAUCGAUGGAACUGCCAGGGCAACAGCUAACCUGUGAAGUGCAACCCUGGCAGCUACUUUACAAAUUUUCUGUGGCCCAAGGACGCGUCGUGCUGUGCUAUUCCCGAAACAAGCUAUUCUGCACAGAACAUAAGGCUGCCAAUCCUAAUCAGAGCGAAAGCCAACAAACAGCGAAAUGGGAGUCCCGAAGUUCUUCAGAUAUAUCAGCGAGCGGUACCCCUGCCUCAGUGAGCUGGCGCGGGAGCACAGCAUCCCCGAGUUCGAUAAUCUUUACCUAGACAUGAACGGAAUCGUGCACAAUUGCUCACAUCCAGAUGACAAUAACAUCCACUUCCACUUGGAGGAGGCACAAAUUUUUCAGGACAUUUUCAACUAUGUGGACAAGUUGUUCUACCUGAUUAAGCCGCAGCGUCUCUUCUUUCUGGCUGUCGACGGGGUGGCACCGCGUGCCAAGAUGAAUCAGCAGCGUAGUCGUCGAUUUCGAUCGUCGCGCGAGGCGGAGCAAAUGGAGUCGAAGGCAUUGCAGAGGGGCGAACGCCGUGAACACGAACGCUUUGAUAGCAAUUGCAUCACGCCGGGCACGGAGUUCAUGCAGCGCUUGCAGGUAAGGUUGCGCGCCUUCCUGCAAACAAAGAUCUCGACGGAUCCGCUAUGGCAGCGCUGCACCGUGAUCCUCAGCGGCCAGGAAACACCUGGCGAAGGUGAACACAAGAUCAUGGACUAUAUUCGGUUCAUGAAAGCUCAGCCCGGCUUUGAUCCCAAUACGCGUCACUGCCUGUAUGGGCUGGAUGCUGAUUUAAUCAUACUAGGGCUCUGCACCCAUGAACUGCAUUUUGUUGUGCUCCGGGAGGAGGUUAAGUUCGGUCGGAAUGUGAAGCGCACGUCCGUUGAAGAAACGCGGUUCUUUUUGCUUCAUCUCGGACUGCUGCGGGAAUAUCUCGAACUGGAGUUUGACGAUCUCAAUACAGAUACGCACAAGCUGGAUGUGGCACAGCUUAUCGAUGAUUGGGUGCUGAUGGGCUUCAUGGUCGGAAACGAUUUUAUCCCCCAUCUGCCCUGCUUGCACAUUUCCUCCAACGCACUGCCCCUUCUAUACAGCACCUAUAUUAAAAUCUAUCCGAAGCUGGGUGGCAACAUCAACGAGAAUGGAAAGCUUAACUUGCACCGCUUGCAAGUCUUUUUGACAGCUCUCAGCGAGGUCGAGUUGGAUCAGUUUAGGGAGCACGCCGACGAUCUUAAGUACAUGAAUGCCAAGACGGAGGCUUUCGACGUCGACGUGUCGGAAAUAACAGGCACCGAGAGUUACGACUCCGACCUGGCAGCUCUGAUUGACAAUAGCAUGAAGCUCUACGAGGGUGACAGUGAUGAGGACUUGAAUGACGAGGAAGCUAGCCUGAUGUACGAGUUCAAGAACUACAAGCGAAACUACUACUGCACCAAGUUCAACAGCAAUUCACCAGAACAACUAAUCGAAGAGCUCAGCUUCCACUACGUUACUGCGCUGCAGUGGAUCCUGGACUACUACUACCGCGGCGUACAGUCCUGGGAUUGGUACUAUCCCUUCCAUUAUGCGCCAUUCAUCAGCGACAUUCGUAAUGUCGAUAAGGUCAAAGUCAACUUUCAACUGGGCGAGCCCUUCUUCCCGUUUCAGCAGCUUCUCGCGGUACUUCCGUCUGCGAGCUAUAAAUUAAUGCCUACAGCCUACCACGACCUGAUGCUAAAUCCGAACAGUCCUCUGGCCGAGUUUUUCCCGGUGGACUUUGAGAGUGACCUCAAUGGGAAGAAACACGACUGGGAGGCGGUUGUGCUGAUCCCGUUCAUCGACGAGCAGCGUCUGCUAAACGCCAUGAAGCCGUGCGAGCCGCGUCUUUCGGAGGCGGAGAAGGAGCGAAACCGCCACGGACCGAUGUAUCAGUACGACUACAUCGCGAUCUCGCAGGGACCCCUCGCACCCCUUCCUCCACUUCGGGGGCUGACGCACUUGUACUGCACGGAAGUGUCCAGGUGGGCACGUGAGAUCGCUCUCAACUUGCCGCACAGUGUGUGCGUGGAGUUGCCCAACGCGGCACGCCAUGUCUUUUACCCGGGCUUUCCUACAAUGCAGCAUUUGCCAUUCGAAUUUGAAAUUCGCAACGAUCGCGUUAAGGUCUUUGAGCAGGUCAGUCGCAACCAGAAUAUGGUGCUAAAGCCGCUGAAAGGGCCUCUGGCCGACACCCUGGAUGCGGUGGCUGGAAAGUUUCUGGAACAAGUGGUGCACAUAGGAUGGCCACAUCUUACCAAGGCCAAGGUUGUACGCGUAGCGACGCGGGACCAGAAAGUGGACAACGAAGGUAUUACCGUAAACGACGCGCGACGCUUUGAAUCGGAAUGCAAGAGUCUGCAGGAGCACUUUACAACGCGAAUGGGCAUACAGUUCUCGAGCUACGAAGUGCUGGUGUACGUACGCACCUACGCCGGAAGCUCCGUGGAGUUUGGUCCCAAGGGAGAGAUCUUUAUGCGGGAUGCAUGGAGCAGCUCAGUCACAGGCUACCCCGCUCAUGGUGUGGUGGCCGAUCUCAUUGUAAAGGAGAACAUGCGCCAGCAGUUCCGAAACAUGGAGGAACUGUUUCCUGUUGGCUGUCCGAUAUUCUUCAUCGGCAACCCGUACUACGGAAGCGAGGGCACCGUUUUGGAUCCGAUGCUCGUUUACAAUUGCGGCCGUAUCCAGGUCAACAUACGAGUACGACCAGAGCCAGACCUAAUGGCGGCGCGUCUAAUGCAAGAGGAACGCGACCGGGACUUCAUGAACUCGUUCGAGAUCUGUCGCCAGCUGAACAUAAAUACCCGGGCGCUGGGUCGACUUACAGGCUCCAUGUGGGUGGUGUUGGGACCGCGGCGCGAAAAAAUGGAAAACGUAGCCAAGCACAAUAUUGGUCUGCAGCUGAAAUACCCGCGGCAGAAUGAGGAACGUGCCGGGUAUUGCUGCCGCUCGGGCAACCAGUGGUUCUACUCUAAUUUGGCUCUGGAGGUAAUGCGCGAAUACUGCGACCGUUUUCCAGAUGUGGUCGAUUUUUUCGGCUCCAGUAACGAGCGCAGCGAGUUCGUAUUUGAGCAGGACAUCUAUCCUGAUACCGUGGGUCAGGGGAACAUAGAAGUGUUGGCCAGCUGGGUGCGCCAACAGCCGCAUAUGAAGGUGGAGCGCGUUGGUUGUGGCUCCAAGACCGUCUGCCGAGAGACAGUCGAGCUCCUAUUAACCGCUGUAGACGACUUACGCUCGCUACCGAUCAAGGAUGUCAAGUUGCAAGUCAAGCCGCAUCUGCUCAUAAAACCAAACGUCACUUUGCCCGACGUUUACCGCUCUCGUCGACCGGUACGCCUAUUCGACCGAGUAAUCGUUGUCCGCACAAUCUACAUGGUGCCAGUCGGUAUAAAGGGCACUGUGAUUGGCGUGCACCCCAUUAGCGAUCCGAAUCCGGUGCGCCUUGAGUGCGUCCGCACGGUUGAUACCUUCUGUGAUGUACUGUUUGACAAGGCAGUGCCUAACUUCAAUGACAUUCACGGCAUUGCAGUUGACCGGGUCUACAAGGUGCCGGAAAGCGCCCUGGUCGUCAUCUACACAAAUGACCAGGGACAAAAACACCAGGCUAGCGAACAAACGUCCCUACAAGGUAGAGCCCAAGCGGAAAAUGUCCGCAUUGAGAAACGGGACCAGCAGUCAGCGAGCUGCAGUCGCUAUGCGACGGCCGCAGGGACGGAUUUCAAUCCAAUCACGAUGAAAACGAAGGUGGCUGAAGAAUUUCUUCGUCCUCAGGGGGAUUCAAAAGCCAAGUCCAAGUCGAACAAGUCGCAGACAGAGACGGCGAAGCAGGAAGGCACCUGGAGGCAGCUUUCCCAAGACCAGUCGGCCAAGCAGCAUAUAGAGGGUACGGAGCAGCACUCCAACUGGAGGCAGCGUGUCAAUAACCAGCAAAACAAAUCGCAGGGAAAGCAAAAGUCUUCGUCCUGGCGUCAGAACCAAAGACAGCAAGGCGGCAGCUCUGGUGGUGCCGGCAAAGGCCAUACCGAAGUGGCUGUGGUUGAACCUACCACAAACACAACGCCGCAGGCGCAGACCUUGGCACUUAUGUCGAUACUGGGCGUAAAACAGAGCUCGGAUACGUUGCUGAGCCAACCUCAUCACCCUGCUCCACUGCCCCAAGCUCCACUGCCGCAAGCACUGCCAAAAGCCCCACUGCCAGGAGACAUGCCAAAUUUGCCGAAGCCGCCGCUUUUUUGGCAGCAAGAAGCCCAAAAGCAGCAGUCGCAGGAGGUGGAACGCAUCCAAAGCCAAAAGUGGUAUCGAAGGUGUCAGCCAAUUGAUCAGGACUCAGCUCAGCUUGUCAACGGCAUUAUACAGCCCCUGCAGUCGCAGCCGCUACGGAUGCCAAUUCAAUCCCCCAGUGGUCUGCCGAUGGGCUUUAACAACGGAAACCAACUACAGUGUAACAAAUUUGUGGCACCAAGUGUCUUCAACAAUAAUAUGCGGCAGCCUCACGGUCAACAUCCCCGAAACUACCAGCAGUAUUCGCAUUGUCAGCAGCCGCUGCAGAAUUUCACGCAGCUUCACGAGAUAAGCAACGUGGCACCUCGGUACACCUCUAUUCAAGACUUUGUUCCCAUUCAGGCGUACCGUCCCAAACAAUCGUCGCGCUCCCAGUCCUCAAAGCGACCAGAGGCUGAAUCGCAGCCAAAAGUGGGCGUGGACAAAGUAGAGAUAGGCGCAGGUUCUAGUCAUCAAGAUACAUCAAGAAACGAAAAUACUGCUGCCGAUUUGAUGCAGACACUGAAUAUUCCGCAGUCCUCGACAUCUCAGUUGAACACCAGCGCCGUCCCAAGUGCCGCCACCGACGAAGGGGCUGUAUUGACGCCAAACCAGGCAAUUAAGCCAAGGAAACAGAAGGUCCCUCGCAUUGGAGCCAAGUUUGACUUGGAGUACAUAAUGCAUUAAAAUGGACCUAAAGGCGAUGCCCUAAAUUUAAGGACAACUGUUUCCAUUAAUUUAAAUUUUUGAACAAGUAACUGUAAUCUAGGCAUUGCAUUAAAUUUAGUCAGUAUCAUUCACAUAAAAAUGCUCGAGAUUGUUUAAGUUUGACAGACCUUUAUUUUUCCAAAUGUAUGCGCCCGAUAGCAACCCAGACUCACUUUCCACCACAACUACAUUUAAAAAGGCAUUAAUGCGAAUAUAUGAAAAAAAUCGUUGUGUUACAGAUUUGUGAAACAUGGAGUUACCACAUCGGACGGUUGAUUACCUGUAUCCUAUCCUGAGACUGAAUUAAUUGUUUAUUUUAUUGUAAUAAACUAAUUUUAUUCUCAAA